CAGAAAGAACAGUCAAAAUGCAGGCAGGGCACAGGACAAAGCAGUAGGGACAAUAUAAAAUGACAGUUUUUAAAACUUUAAAAUUAUGCCGCCGGAUCCGGCCCCCGUACGUCCCGUCGCUCGCAGGGACCGGAACACAGAAGCCGGAUGUCGGCAUCGGCCGGAGGAGAUGGCCGGGGAUGCUGCAGGGGACGCAUCACGGGAGCGAAGGACAAGGUAAGCGCUGCAGGGAAUCCCUGAGCAAUGCCACAUGGUAAGCACGGGU
Staurois parvus is the source of this 265-nucleotide messenger RNA. The record is from the annotation of a GenBank genome assembly. NCBI's taxonomy places the organism in Eukaryota, Metazoa, Chordata, Amphibia, Anura, Ranidae.